This is a messenger RNA of Lactuca saligna, 357 nucleotides long. Lineage: Eukaryota; Viridiplantae; Streptophyta; Magnoliopsida; Asterales; Asteraceae. The record is from the annotation of a GenBank genome assembly.
AUGCUCAACAAGGGAAAGGGUAUUCCUACAGAGCCUACCAAAAAAGAAAAGAAAAUAGCCAUUGAACAAGAAAUCGAGAAGCAACGUCAAAUUCAAAAUAUUCUUUAUCAGAGAGCUAAUGAUCCUCCUGGUCUAAACAAACGAGAUCCUUCAAAACAUCAUAUUUAUGAGUAUAUCGAAGCUUUAGUUGUUAUAGGGGAGAUGAUUGAUUUUGAGAAAGUUCCGAAGAGGAGUUAUAAUACAAAGAACACCAAAUUUAAUCAGUUGGAUUUUUCUAUCAAUCAUAUGAUGUUUAUGGAUGAGCAAUUUAAGAUUGCUAAUAAGUUCAAGGAUAAAUUUUUGUUCAAACUGAUGUAG